GAUAGAAUGAAAUCGAAAUACAUGAUGAUUUUCCUCUUUAUCAUCUUUCUACAAUUCAUUACUUCAUCAAACUCAAAAUCUAUCAUCAAGAAUCUCCCAGGCUUUCAUGGCGAUCUUCCUUUCACUCUUCAAACUGGAUACAUUGGAAUGGGAGAAGAUGAUUCUGUGCAAGUUUUCUACUACUUCGUUGAGUCACAAAGAAGCCCGUCGGAUGACCCUCUUCUUUUGUAUCUCACUGGUGGCCCCGGCUCUUCUGGACUCUAUCCGUUCCUCUACCAAAUUGGUCCAUUAAGUUUCAAUUUUGAAAGUUCAAAGGGCGAUAACAUUACAUUGGAGUUGAAUCCAUAUUCGUGGUCUAAGGCUGCUAAUGUGAUAUUCGUAGAUCUACCGGUUGGCGUUGGGUUUUCUUAUGCUAAAACAUUGGAAGCAUCAAGGAGUAGUGAUUCCAUUUUAGCAGUACAAAGUUAUGAAUUUCUAAGAAAGUGGCUUGUUGAGAACCCCAGGUUUCUGAAUAAUCCAUUGUACAUAUCUGGGAUUUCAUACAUGGGUAUUGUCGUACCAAAUGUAGCUUUGGAGAUAUACAAUGGCAAUGAACUUGGAAAUCAACCGCAACUCAACAUUAAAGGAUGCCUAAUUGUUAACCCUCUCACGGAUAAGUUCAUCAGCUUCAAUGCAAGAUUUGAGUUUGCUCAUCGCCUUGCACUUAUAUCAGAUGAUAUCUACGAGUCCACAAAAGCAACUUGUGGUGGUAACUAUGUAUACAAUGAUCCGCUGAACAUCCUAUGUGCGGAUAAUCUUAAACGGGURGAUGAGUGCACAAGCAUAAUUACGUUUGGGAAUAUAUUGCAGCCAAGGUGUGAUGCAAGAGACAUGGAGCCAACUUGUAAAACAUAUACCGACACAUUUAUAGAAACUUGGGCAAACAAUAAAGAUGUUCAGAAAGCUCUCAACAUUCGUGAGGGAAUAAUUGAAAAGUGGGAGACCACGAACAAGAGUAUCAGUUAUGAUUUUAAGAAAAACGACACCAUUUAUUACUCCUACGACGUCUGGAGCAGUAUUCCAACCCAUAAACAACUUCUUACCAAGAACUGUCAAGUUUUGAUCAUAUGUGGUGAUCAUGACAUGGUGUUUCCAUACGUGGGAACUGAGAAAUGGAUAAGGACUCUUAAUCUUYCGAUUGAAAGCCCAUGGGAACCAUGGUUUGUUCGUAACCAAGUUGCAGGAUACCAAAUGACAUAUGCACAAAGUGGAUCCUCCAUAAAAUUUGCAACUGUUAUGGGUGGAGGUCAUCCACUGGCAGCGUACAGCCCUGAAGAAGCUUUGGUCAUGAUGGAUGGGUGGCUUACUUCUCAUGCUUACUUAAGUGACUCCUAAGCACAAAGAGAUUAGAGUUUUCAUCCAUCUUUAUUCAUAACUAGUGUUCGGUCCUUAUAAAAAAUCGUAUAUUUUAUUUUACUUGUUUAUUUUUUAAAAUCUAUUGUUAGAUGGAGUAUAUUGCAAAUUUAUAUGUAAUAUUUAUAGUGAUUGAAAUUGUAAGUUCCAAAUAAUUACUAUUGUAAAAUUUGGUUUAUAAAGAUUGGUUUCAAACUUAUUUAGUUAAAAGUUGACAAAU
This is a messenger RNA of Cynara cardunculus var. scolymus (artichoke), 1612 nucleotides long. RefSeq names its product serine carboxypeptidase-like 16. Gene Ontology annotation, biological process: proteolysis; secondary metabolic process. The coding region runs from base 7 to 1374 and encodes 455 amino acids. Gene Ontology annotation, molecular function: serine-type carboxypeptidase activity; acyltransferase activity, transferring groups other than amino-acyl groups. The transcript has 14 exons. NCBI's taxonomy places the organism in Eukaryota, Viridiplantae, Streptophyta, Magnoliopsida, Asterales, Asteraceae. The record is from RefSeq and is a predicted model, not a curated record.